CGGGAAUGGGCGCAUCGGCAGGAAUGGGCGCAUCGGGGGGAAUGGUCGCAUCGGCGGGGAUAUCGGUGGGAAUGGGCGCAUCAACGGGAAUGGGCGCGUCGGGGAUUGGCACAUCGGGAAUGGGUGCGUCGGGGAUUGGCGAUGCUGGAUUGCUGGGAAUGGUGGGGACAUUGGACGAACGUGUCUUCCUGCUCGAGAUCUCCACUGGCUUGGCCUGACGUGUCCGCUUUGGCACCGGGCUCUCGGUAUCAUCCAUCUCCCCCGCUCCCCGCUUUGAGCCUGA
Messenger RNA from Mycena citricolor, 283 nucleotides. Lineage: Eukaryota; Fungi; Basidiomycota; Agaricomycetes; Agaricales; Mycenaceae. The record is from the annotation of a GenBank genome assembly.